Molecule: messenger RNA, 16526 nt
Organism: Mercenaria mercenaria
Lineage: Eukaryota; Metazoa; Mollusca; Bivalvia; Venerida; Veneridae
Product: neural-cadherin-like
Exons: 36
Coding region: 223-9438 (3071 amino acids)
Biological process (GO): cell morphogenesis; calcium-dependent cell-cell adhesion; cell-cell junction assembly
Cellular component (GO): adherens junction; plasma membrane; catenin complex
Molecular function (GO): calcium ion binding; cadherin binding
Source: RefSeq, a predicted model, not a curated record
AGGUGUGUUAAACGAAUGACAGUAUCGGCAAAUUUACCUGUGCUCGUUUAUUGGAGUAAUACAUUUGACUUUGUUAUUGGAUUGAUCAGCGGGGGACAUAUUUUCUAAAUUGGAUUUAUAAAAUUUGUGUGAUUUUUCGUCAAAUAUGUGAUCAAAAGUGGAUAUAAUAACCUGUUUUAGUGUUAUUCUUAUUAUUUACCUUAAAAGGAUAAGAAAGUAUAUAUGAGGAAAUUUGUUUUCAUUGGUGGUAUUUCAAAUUCCAAUAUGGCGGCCUCGUCAGGUAAAAAGAGGCAUAAAAGUACAGGAUCUAUUAUAUUUUGUGUGUGUUUAUUGUCCAGCAUAGUGCCAUACUGUCAAACAUUUAGUUUACCAACACAGAAACUUACCCUAAGUAUACCCCAUACAGCUAGAAAGGGAUUUACUGUUCUAAAAACUGACCUAAAACAAACGUGUAUAGAAAUUGAUCACAUCCAACGUUCAGUAUCAAAUAGACGGCCAUCUAAUCCAUUUUCUGUUCAAAAUGAUGGUAGUCUAGUCAUUCAGGCACCUGCUUAUAACUUCUUGGGGGACUUAUUUGUAAUAAGAUCAAAGAAAUCAAAAUCCUGCCAGAGAACUUCAACUGUCUCACAGACCAGUCCUGUAUAUGUUGAAAUCGUGUAUUCCAACAAAACUUUGCAUUUCGUUAGACAGGACUAUACAGGUUCGAUCCACGAACAUGCCCCAGUCGGCACGAAAGUAAACGGAAUCCAGCACCUGUAUGCAUGUUCAGCUCUGAGAUGUAGCAACAAUUUGGAAUAUAGAAUAGUUGGUUCCAACGACUUUUACUUGGAAACCAUUUCGAAUGACGGGCACAUUCAACUUGAAAUAUACACAAAAAGUGUACUCCAAAGUGGCAAUUAUAAUUUUAUGAUUGUUUCUCAAAAUGCAGACGGUUUGCAAGGCCAUACCAGUAUUGAGGUCAAGGUCACCCCAGUUUCCUAUCCCGUCUCUGUACUCGCAGACGAAAAUUUAUAUUUCUCACCACGCGCUAUUCAUAGACACAAACGCGCCACCCAAGAAACACUGACUACGAGAAGUGUAGAUGAAACAAAAACUGGUUUCCUGUUCAGUGUAAAGGACCCUAACAACGACUGGAAAUAUACGCUUGCCAGUUCGACCUACCAGAAUGCCUUCACAGUAUCUGAAACCGGUGAUGUCUCCGUUGCCCCAGGCUUCAAACUUGACUACGAGACACUGACCGCUGAUGGGAUAUCGAACCCGGUACAGCUGGUGAUCAACGUUCUGGAGAAACCCGAUGACACACUUGUAAAGGAACUUAUCCAGCCUGUGACGAUCAAUGAUAUCAAUGAUGAGCUGCCAGUGUUUACAAACAAACCUACACCAUUCCUGGCUGCUGUCAGUCUGGCAGCUCCACCCAACACUCUCGUGUACACGCUUACAGCAGCUGAUCCUGAUGCCGGUGCAAACUUGACCCUGGCACUGUCUCCAGCGCCUAGUUCACAAGUUGCAAACUUCUUUAAGGCCCAAAUACUAGGAACUACAGCUGAAAUCCGCAGGAUUGGGAACCAACAGUUUACAGAAAAUCAGGAAUUUCGAAUGAAUUUCAUCGCCACUGAUAAUGCUGCUCCAGAUGGUACCACCCAGAGAACUAAUGCUGAGGUUCAGAUUCUGGCAGGUGCUCGAAAACCGCAGUUCAUGGAGAACACGUAUUUGAUUGAAUUUGAAGAAAAGAAUGCUAUGGAUCAAGUAAUUGCCACAGUUGAAGUGUACUCGUUCCAGCAGAAUCCUGUAACAUUUACAGUCUUGGAUGAAAACUUGCAGACAUCCACAGUAUUUGGUACUCAAACUGUAACUAACCCUACAGGCCCUAUUAAGGGCUGCCAUAUUAUUGUUAAGAAGAUUAUGGACUAUGAAACACCGCCGAGGACAUUCAGUGUGAAAAUACGGGCUCAAGAGGAUAAUACUGGCCUUUUCAGUGACCAAGACGCUACAAUCAGUGUUAAAGACAAUAAUGAAUUUGAACCAAGAUUCAAUGCAUCUACUUACAAGGCGGAGAAUACGAGAGAGGACAUUGCUGUCGGAAGUGCUCUUUUAACUGUUGCAGCGACUGAUGCAGAUUUCAACACAAAGCUCACGUUUUCCGUGGAUAAUGACCAUUUCCGAGUAGAAGCUAAUGAUCCCAGCGGUACACAGAUGCCGCAGACUGCAACUAUAUAUGUCAAUAAAAAACUUGAUUACGACAGAAUCAGCCCGAAGAAUUACGACUUCCAUGUAAGGGCCACAGAUGAUGGAGAGAUAAGCAAAACAGGGGAGGCCACUGUUAGAAUAUUUAUGACAAAUCAGAAUGAUGAACCACCAGUAUUCCCGGAUCCCAUGACAGCAGAUCUGAGAUACAAUGCUGAAGUUGAUCAACAGGUCACUAUCAUACAAGCUACAGAUGCUGAUCAAGGAGAUAAAGUCUCGUAUGCCAUAGUUCCAAGUAAUGCUAGAUUUGAAAUAGAGUCUAAUACAGGGCGUAUUACGUUAAAACAGUCAAUCCCAGCCAAUAUAGAAAAUUAUGAGCUUGUGAUCCAAGCAACAGAUGAUGGAGGAUGUUGUGACGGAGAUAGUACAAGACAUACCAGUACCGGAACUCUAACUAUCAAUAUUCUUUACGAUAACUUGGCUCGACCAGAGUUUACUGACUGCUUAACUUAUCAACCAGAAGUUUCAGAGGAACAAGCUGAUGCUUUCGUUAUACGGGUUACCGCUACCGACACAGAUAUUGGUUCAAAUGGAAGAGUUACUUACUCAAUACGAGAGUCAAAUUCUAAAUUUCGAAUCAAUAGUGCAACUGGAGAGUUAUACACAGCUGAAAAGAUAGAUCGAGAAGCUCUUGGUGUUAGUAAAACAGUUCCUGUCAACGUCAUAGCAACUGAUGGUGGAAAUUUACAAGGCACAUGUUCACUUCUCGUAAAAAUUAUAGAUAUCAAUGAUAAUGCACCAAUAUUCGUUACGCAAACUUACGAUUUCCCUGUCGAAGAUACCAGUCUUCCCAAUUCUGUUGCUGCAUUUGUCGAAGCGACAGAUGCAGAUAGUGGAUUGAACGGUGAAGUGCAGUACUCUUUUACAGCAGACGGAAAUCCUGGUGGCUAUUUUAGAUUUGACGAUCCAUCUUUUACUGGACAAAUUAAAGUGAACAAGACUUUACAACAAGAUGCAACAAUUACACUGACAGUUAAAGCGACAGAUAGAGGUAUUCCGUCCCUUUCCUCAAAUGUCACUGUGAUCAUGAGGGUUACGUCAGAUCCUACGCAACUGCCGCCACAGUGGGGUUCGAGUGGUUACUCAGUAACUGUUAACGAGUCCAUCAGCAGCAGCAAUAAUAUUCUAACUUUCAGCGCCCAGUCUAGAGUUGAAAAUAAUGUGAAACUUGUGUUUAGAGUGGUUGAUCAGAACAGUAUAUUCAUGACUGAUAAUAUCAUUUCAACAGAGACGUUACAGCAAGGAAAUCUCCGUCUGAAACCAGGCAGAUCAUUAGAUUUUGAAACCACAGAAUCCUACAGUCUCACUCUGAGAGCAUCGGAUGUGAGAAACAUUUAUUCGGACCAGCGAGUGACCAUCACUGUUACAGAUACAAAUGAUAAUGUUCCUGUUUUUGUUGGAACCAGCCCAGAAACGGGUUUUCUUGAUUUGAGUUUACUUGAAGGAAAUUAUACCAAUAGAAAAAAAGAAGUUGGUCAGAUCCGAGCAAUAGAUAAUGAUAAAAAUGCACCAAAUAACCAGAUUGUUGGGUAUGCCAUUGUUGAGACAGACUCACUGUUUACUAUUGAUGCAAUAACAGGAAUGUUGUAUACUCAGCAUGAAUUUGAUCGGGAGAAUCCAAGCUAUAUAUUUACUAUAACUGUGGAAGCUAUUGAUGGUGCACCUUCAGCAUUCCCUGUUUUUGCUGGCCGACCUAACACAGGUACGGUUAAUGUAAAAAUCACAAUUGAAGACGUCAAUGAUAAUCCUCCGUCAUUCCCACAGCAGAGUUACACCUUCGAGGCUCCGGAAGAUCUGCCGAUAGGUGACAGACUACCAAAUAAUGCCAAGGUGACAGCAACAGAUCCUGAUUCAGCUGCUGUGCUCACAUACUCUGUUAGUCCAUUACCAUCAUCAAACCUGCCACCACCGUUUUCCAUUCAAACACAGACUGGUCACCUGACUGUAGCUGGAUCUCUUGACUAUGAUAAAGGACCUGCGUUCCAGCGUUACGAGUUUAUUGUAAAUGUGUUUGACUCUAUUCACUCGAGCUCAACAACCGUCACUAUCAAUGUGAAAAAUGUGAAUGACAACUCACCUGUGGUAGGAAAUUAUCAGUUUAAUGACUUUGUAGAGGAGGAUGCAAGUGUUAUAGGACCUAUUGCCACUGUGAAUGCCUCCGAUAUUGAUGGUGAUAUUGACGGUGAUGGUGUAGUGAGAUUCUGGUAUGAAUUAAAGUUUACCGAUGACAAGGACCAGCAGUAUUUCUCGAUCGAUCGGCAGUCUGGAGUGUUGUCAAUUGUCAAGCGGCUAGACAGAGACCAGCCUAAUGGGAAUGCUGAAUUUAUAUUCACUGUAGAGGUCGCUGAUGAAGACCCAAAUGAUCCAUCGAAGACACCGCGUUACGGUUUUGGAGAAGUUGUAGUGAGACCUAUAGAUAUCAAUGAUAAUCCGCCAAUGUUCCCCGAAGAAGCUCGGCAGAUGACUGUCAUGGAAAAUCAGAAUCCUGGUACCCUGGUUGGUAGAGUAGAAGUGAUUGAUUAUGAUGAGGGCAUAAAUGCAGAGUUUGAUUUGACUAUCACUGGACAGUUGCCUAAUCAAGUGUUUACCCUUGACGUGCAUGAUAUUGAAACAACAGCCAAACUUGACAGGGAGACAAUAGACAAAUAUUUUGUGACUGUGCAAGCUGUUGAUAAAGGGCCUGGACGGAAUACUGGAUCGGGAACAUUGACUAUCUCUGUUGGGGAUGAAAACGACAAUGCACCGUUCUUUAAUCAGACUUACUCGGUCCUGUUGUCUGAACAUCAGUUAUCGGGCAAGUAUUUAUUAUUUCAGCCAUUAACUUUAGUGAGGCACUUGUUAAUACAAGGGGCCUUGGUGAGCAGAUGGUUAUGGUUGUUAUGGUGGCUUAAAUUCCCUCGGUUGAGCACACACUGUUUGACAUGCCGGGAGAAAGUCAUCCAGCUGUCUUGUACAAGGUUGCAGGUUCUACCCAGAUGCCCACCUGUACCUGAAAUAAUGCCUAAAUUCUUAAAAUGGAUUGGUCUAUCACAACUUGUUAGCUCCACUAUUCGGAGAAUAGGUGGGCUAUUCUACUCGCCCCAAUGCGAGUUUGCCAGGGUAAAAGCGUAUGACGAGGAUAUUGGACCAAAUGCUGUCCUCACAUACACGUUGGCAAGUAAGGAUACCGUACAUUUCAGAAUGGACAAAGAUGAGGCUAAAAAUGAAGGUGUCCUUAAAGUGUAUCAGCCCGUAGACUAUGAUGACAUUCAAAAUAUGCAGCGAAAUUUCAACCUGACGGUGUACGCUGUAGAUCCAGAUCCGGGACCGGACAAUAAAAAAAGAGCAGAAACUUUCGUAGAAGUUGUCGUAACCGACUACAAUGAUGAAGUACCAACAUUUGUAAUUCGUGAAAAGACAAAAAGCAUACCAGAAAAUGCACAAGUUGGGACACUUCUUGAAACAUUCAUUGCAACAGACAAGGAUGUGGAUGAAGAUUACAAGACAUUUGAGUAUUACAUUUCACGUGAAUCGGAUCCAACAAGAAGAUUUACCAUAAAUCAACAAGGAGAAGUGUCUAUUCUAAAUCCACUGGACCGAGAGACUACAUCCAUACACGUAGUACACAUUCUGGCAAUAGAUAAUGUCCAAGGUUCUCCCCAGAACACAGGAACCGCAACUCUGACUGUAUCAGUUACAGACAUCAACGAUAAUUGUCCAGAUUUUGCCCAGGACUAUUCCAAGACUGUUUCGAUAAUGGAGAAUCAAGAGUUCAAUGAUGCCACUUUGGUGACCAUUUCUGCUAUAGAUGCAGAUGAAGAGAACAAUGGACAACCAUUUUCUUUCGAAUUGACCUGUAAUGACAAUCAAUUGUACCCACGAUGUUCUCAGUUCCGUUUAACAGAGGACAAUAAUGGAGAUAAUGGCCGAGGUACUGCAACAAUUUAUGUCUCAGGAACUUUUGACAGAGAACAUAGCACAGAAGGGAAGACCGUAUCCCUGCCUAUCAAAAUGUGUGAUCUAAGGGAAAUGAAUCGCGGGGACCAGCAGUGUUGUACCCGGAUCUUAGAUGUUACCAUACAGGACCAGAAUGAUAACAAACAUGAAGAUGGGUACCAGAAUAUUGUGGUUUACAACUAUAAAGGCCUGUUUGGUGAUAUAAAGAUUGGUCAAGUUAAUGCCAAUGAUCCCGAUGACAUGGACACAGAUAAACAGUUUACACUUCUUAAUCCAAAUGUUGCAGGACUUCUUGUCUCUAUUGAUCCUGUUACUGGAGACAUAACUUUGAAGCCUGGAGUACCGGACAUGUCCUUUGAAGUACAAGUGAGAGUUGAGGACCAGGCAGGUUUAGCUAGAACAUCCACGGUUCGCAUUCAUGUCAUUGAAGUCUCUGAAGAUGCAGUGUACAACUCGGGCUCAAUUAGAAUUGAUGGUAUCAGCCCAGAAGAUUUUAUAUUCAGACCACAUUUCCAAGGAAAGGAAGGUGGAAGAAGUGCAGCAUUUGAAAAAAGUAUGUUGGAUAAAUUCCAAGAAAAACUGGCAGAAAAGUUAUACGGUCCAGUCCAGAGAGAUAUUGAGGACAAACUUCACUUUGUCCAGAUCAUCAGUGUAAUGGGUGAUGAGACGCAUACAGACGUACGGUUUGCUGCUCAUGGUUCACCGUAUUAUCAGAGUAGCAGACUAAACGGAAUUGUCACAGCAGACAAAACUGGGUUUGAAAACUUACUGCAGACAGAAGGUGUAGCGAAUGUUGGUAAAAUUGACAUGGUCCCAAUUGACAUGUGUCAGUUUGAAACUUGCGAAGGUGGUUGCUUCAAUAAACUUGUUGUGACAGAAAAUCCAAAAAUGUACAACACUAAAGGGAGUUCAUACGUGGGUGUGGAUACAAAUGUAGUAGGUGAAUGUGGUUGCCGGGCAACACAGUUUCCAGCAGCAAUUGAGUGUACACCAGGGUAUUGCUAUCAUGGUGGCGUAUGUAACAAGAAUGACUGGGGUGUUGUCAGCUGUGACUGUCCAGACGGGUUUGAAGGACCGCGAUGUCAGAAGUUACGUCAGAGUUUCGAUGGUACAGGUUAUGCUUUGUACAAGCAGCUGGAACAGUGCGAGGAGAGCAGAACAAGUAUCGAAUUCAUGACGAAAAAGGGUACAGCACUUAUUCUGUACAACGGACCAGUAGCUGAGCUCGACCCCUCCGAUCCGAGAGAUUUUAUUUUGCUAGAGUUGGUUAAUGGAAAACCAAGGCUAAGAAUUAAUCAUGGCACUGGAGAAAUAGAAAUGUCAAUCUCUGGAGGGAAAAAUCUCAAUGAUGGAGCGUGGCAUAGAAUUGACAUCUUUAGGAAUAAAAAGAAUGUAAGGAUGGUAGUUGAUCACUGUGUAGACAGCAACACACAGGAUAGAUCGGAUUGUGAGGUCUCUGGGGUUACCAGAGGUGAAAAUGUUUACAUAAAUGUUAUCGAUGUUCUUCAACUUGGUGGAAGGCUGAGCAGCCCCUCGUAUCCUGCCAAUGUUCUGUCAGACAAAUUUGAUGGAUGUAUGAAAAAUCUGAUUCAUAACAGAGAGGUGUAUGACCUGAGCACAGGUAACCAGUUCCCAGGGGCCAAGGAUGGUUGUAAAGUUGAAGAUGAUGCAUGCCCGGAUGGCUGUGGACAGGGCCAGUGUUUGGUCACAGGUGUGAGCAACUUAGGGGCACUGCAGGCCACGUGUGUUUGUAAUGCAGGAUACAGAAAAACUUCCCUGAAUGGACUCUGUAAUACAGAUACGACCAAAGUACUAUUCAAGACGCAGAGUUACAUGGAUUGGCAAAUCAAAAAUACGUUUAAAGCAAUGUUGAACACUCGGAAGAUGACAGUUAGCUUCCAUUUCCGAACAAGAGAUCCAGAUGGUCUCAUGUUUUACGUGUCACAUGACAGUGACCCAAACAAGUACAUCUUAUUUAAGAUUGUAAGUUCGAAACUGCAAGUUUCGUACAAUCUGGGCGACGACGCAUAUGACAUUCUUCUUUCAAAUGUUCCGAAUGUAGCAGAUGGCUAUUGGCAUAUGGUUACACUAGAACGUUAUGGGAAGGAAUUUAUAUUGAAAAUGGACAGCGGGGAAGGGCGAUAUUAUACGGAGACGUUGGGACCUGUAAACGGGCUAGUAGAUUUCACUGUUCGUCAGGAUCAGAUUUACGGAGGAGCCAGUGUAACGUACUCUGCAAACAGUGCAGCCUAUAAUGGGGAAGAUUUUGAAAACUCGUGUCUAAAUGAUAUCCGCUAUGACAUUGGAUGGUUUCCCAUGCAGAUAAGUGAAAAUCAACAAAGCCCAGCUGCAACAGUAGUAUUAAGGCCUGAUAACAAUACUGAACUUGGCUGUGACAGGAACUUGUGUACUGACACUGUGUGUUCUGAUCCUUUCGUAUGCAAAGAUUUAUGGGGAGACUUCAGCUGUGUCUGUAAGGAGUACUACAUAAAGAGUGGUACAACCUGUGUACCAAUAGAUUAUUGUGCUGAUGGACCAUGUUUUGGAUCUGCUGCCUGCUCGAAUAAUGUACCUCCUAAACCAAAUGAAGAACUAUUCAAAUGUCGGUGUCUGGGUCAGUGGUAUGGACCAUUGUGUCAGUGUCACCCAGAUUUGAACCCGGGAGGUAAAGAUUGUGUGAAAGAGACAGAUGAAGAGCCGGUAGUAGUUGGAAUGGCAGGAGGAGUGCUUGCUGCAAUAAUUCUUGGAAUUCUUGUCCUAAUUGUGGCUAUAGUACUCAUUGCGUAUUUCUUGAUAUGCCGCAAGAAACCAGCAGAUAAAGAACCAUUUGAUGAAGACAUGGACGAUGACAUCCGAGAAAACAUUAUGUACUAUGAUGAGGAAGGCGCAGGUGAGGAAGACCACACCCAAUAUGACUUGAGUCGUCUACGCAAGCCUGAUACUGGGGAACAUCCAUCCACCUGGGAUGCUCCCGAUAUACGCAAAGAAGUCGUAAAGCCUGUUGGCUCAUCAGCUGACAGACCGGAAGUCGGUGAUUUUAUUCACAAUAGACUUAACGAUGCAGAUGAUGAUCCAAACUCGCCGCCUUAUGAUACACCUCACGAUUUUAACUUUGAAGGUGGCAGCAGUGACGCCGGCUCAUUGAGUUCACUUAAUACUGACAGCUCUGGCAGUCAGGAUUAUGAUUAUUUGAACGAGUGGGGACCAAAGUUCGCUAAGCUGGCAGACAUGUACAAUAAUUAUGACGAUGCAGAAUAGACCUUGAAAAGUGAGAGAAAAGAAAAGAAUGACGAAUCUAUUUAUGUGCUGCUAGAACACUUUUUUUAAUAGAUUUAUACUUUCUGAUGUAAUCAGAUUUCUUUAUUUGUGACAUAACUCUUGGUGCAGUUAGCAAGUACAUGUUCAGUCAUCUCCCAGUUCUUCUGACAAAAUGCAUUUGUUGUGAGGUGUUUAAUGUAGAGUGGAGAAACAUCGAAACAAAAUUAUCCCAAAGAUGUUUUUAAAUAUUUUAUGCGGCAGUUUAAUACUGACCUUGGGAAUGGAACCUUCCUAUCGUUUUCUUACCGCACACUAAAUAAUAAUAUUGUUUAUUUAUCUAGACUGCUACUAAUUAUUUUAGAAGAAACAAUAUCUCAACAGCAGAUUUUUGUAUAUUGGUAAAGAAUAGAGAUAUCCCAGUAAAAUGUAUUCAGUGUCUGUUCUAAAGUCUCAGGAUGCAAGCCUGUAUCUAGAAUAAUGCCUAGAGAGGCACUCAGGAGCAGCAUAUGACCAUAACUAUGUUGCCAGUGAAGUUGUAACAUAAUAUUAAAAAAAAAAAUAUAACUCAACUUAGUCAAGAUAGGAGGGAGCAGUUUGGUUAAGGCCAUGGAAUGCUGCAUAUGCCUUGCCUCAAGUGCAGAAAGACAGCAGUUUCAGUAAAUGAAUGUCAUAAACUUCUGUCACAGUUUUUGCCCCUUAUUUCAUUAUGAAUGUCACAAACUUUUGUCAGAGUUUUUGCUUUUUAGUUCAGUAUGAACUUGGCCCUGUUCAGCUAUCAUUUUUAUUUAAAUCAAUGCAGAGUGAUUUCAGAAUGUGUGCUACUAAAUCAGAAUUGUGGGUGUUAAGUAUGAAAUGGUAAAGAUUGUGUUCUAGUCGGAAUUCAUAUAACAGCUUAUGCUAGCCAAGAUUCAUCUACUCACCUUGGAAAAGAAUGAAAAGGUCUGGUAAAGGCAGACUUAUCGAAGAUAAAUACAGUUGACUGGAAUCAAAUGUUUAAUAAAGUGAUGAACAUUUAAUAUGCAAUUGUGUAUCAAGAAUGUUGAAUUUAUAUGCAAAUUCCACUAGCGGGCUUACCAGUAGUUGCAAUUUAUUGAUGGGGCUUGUUGGGCUUUAGGACCCUUCUGUCAUGAGCUGUUUAACGGCCCUGUUAACUACAUGUAUAUUUGCAAGUUCUUUUGCGUUCAGAUUCCUUAGGAUAUGGGACAAAAAUAGCCAUUUGCUUAAUUUCACCACAUCUGACAGAAUACUACCGAGGUUUUUGCCAUGUAAAAAUAUGAAUAUUAAUAUUUAAAUUACCGCUAUUUUCGUCGAAUGUUACUGGAAAAGUUAAGCCGAUAAUUAGUUAUUUUUGAAUUGAUUUAUUAAUUAGAAAAUAUUUGGGAGGAAAUUGAGCAGGUGGGAUUGUGUCCAUAUUUAAUUGCUGAUACUGAUGUAAAAAAAGGUUGAUCUUUGGACUACCAAAAUUUUUAUACAGAGAGAGUGCUAUAGAGUGAUGUAUUUUAAAUGCUUAAAAUUGUACAUUUCUUGAACUUUUUUGUUUCAUAAUAUUAAAGAUUAGAUACCUACACAUAUCUGCAUCAGUCUACGCAAAAAGUCUAAUCUUUUUUGUGGUGUUUGGAGAUUGUUUCUGUUAUACAUUUUAAUUUUUGUGACAUAUUCAUUUUUCAGAACAUUCCAGUUUUAUAUAUUUUUAACAGGGACAUUAAUAAAACAUAUCCUUAAUGUCAUCAUUCUCCAUUUUUUGUAAAUUAUAUUUUCAUCCUUUGCAGAAACCUUGUGAUAUACAUUAAGAAUAUGGAUCGAAAUCCCCCCUCCCUCUCUCUCAUUUUACUUUUAGGAACAUUUCUCUUUUUUGUUUUACAAGUUUUGCUUUAUUUGAAAUGUUUUUGUUGAAAGAGAAACAUAAAUUUAAUUUCUGAUUAUUUUAUGUUUCAAUUUGAGUUCGGUUAGUAAUUCAUGCUUUUUUUUAUUCAUUUUCUGUUAAAAAUCAAUACAAGUGGUCAUUAUCUAUGAAAUAUUUGAGCAAUGAGUUGGAGAUGGGGAUUACAAUGAGUUGGGGGUGGGGAUUACAAUGAGUUGGGGGUGGGGAUUUUGUUUCUAUUCUGUAAACUAUACAUUAUGCAUGGCUGUACAGUCAUAAAUGACAUAUAUUGUAUUUACUACAUGUAUAUAUUUUAGACACUUAGAAUGUUUUAUUGUGUAUUUUGCUUAUUUUGAUGAUUUUUUAGCUCACCUGUCACAAAGUGACAAGGUGAGCUUUUGUUAUCGCGCGGUGUCCGUCGUCCGUCCGUGCGUCCGUCCGUGCGUCCGUCCGUCCGUAAACUUUUGCUUGUGACCACUCUAGAGGUCACAUUUUUCAUGGGAUCUUUAUGAAAGUUGGUCAGAAUGUUCAUCUUGAUGAUAUCUAGGUCAAGUUCGAAACUGGGUCACGUGCCUUAAAAAACUAGGUCAGAAGUUCUAAAAAUAGAAAAACCUUGUGACCUCUCUAGAGGCCAUAUAUUUCAAAAGAUCUUCAUGAAAAUUGGUCAGAAUGUUCACCUUGAUGAUAUCUAGGUCAAGUUCGAAACUGGGUCACGUGCCUUCAAAAACUAGGUCAGUAGGUCUAAAAAUAGAAAAACCUUGUGACCUCUCUAGAGGCCAUAUAUUUCACAAGAUAUUCAUGAAAAUUGGUCAGAACGUUCAUCUUGAUGAUAUCUAGGUCAAGUUCGAAACUGGGUCACGUGCCUUCAAAAACUAGGUCAGUAGGUCUAAAAAUAGAAAAACCUUGUGACCUCUCUAGAGGCCAUAUAUUUCACAAGAUCUUCAUGAAAAUUGGUCAGAACCUUCAUCUUGAUGAUAUCUAGGUCAAGUUCGAAACUGGGUCACGUGCCAUCAAAAACUAGGUCAGUAGGUCAAAUAAUAGAAAAACCUUGUGACCUCUCUAAAGGCCACAUUUUUCAUGGGAUCUGUAUGAAAGUUGGUCUGAAUGUUCAUCUUGAUGAUAUCUAGGUCAAGUUCGAAACUGGGUCACGUGCAAUCAAAAACUAGGUCAGUAGGUCUAAAAAUAGAAAAACCUUGUGACCUCUCUAGAGGCCAUAUAUUUCAUGAGAUCUUCAUGAAAAUUGGUCAGAAUGUUCACCUUGAUGAUAUCUAGGUCAAGUUCGAAAGUGGGUCACGUGCCAUCAAAAACUAGGUAAGUAGGUCAAAUAAUAGAAAAACCUUGUGGCCUCGCUAGAGGCCAUAUUUUUCAUGGGAUCUGUAUGAAAGUUGGUCUGAAUGUUCAUCUUGAUGAUAUCUAGGUCAGUUUUGAAAGUGGGUCACGUGCCAUCACAAACUAGGUCAGUAGGUCAAAUAAUAGAAAAACCUUGUGGCCUCUCUAAAGGCCAUAUUUUUCAUGGGAUCUGUAUGAAAAUUGGUCUGAAUGUUCAUCUUGAUGAUAUCUAGGUCAAGUUCGAAACAGGGUCAUGUGCGGUCAAAAACUAGGUCAGUAGAUCUAAAAAUAGAAAAACAUUGUGACCUCUCUAGAGGCCAUACUUGUGAAUGGAUCUCUAUAAAAAUUGGUCAGAAUGUUCACCUUGAUGAUAUCUAGGUCAAGUUUGAAACUGGGUCACGUGCCUUAAAAAACUAGGUCAGUAGGUCAAAUAAUAAAAAAAACCUUGUGACCUCUCUAGAGGCCAUACUUUUCAUGGGAUCUGUAUGAAAGUUAGUCUGAAUGUUCAUCUUGAUGAUAUCUAGGUCAAGUUUGAAACUGGGUCAACUGCGGUCAAAAACUAGGUCAGUAGGUCUAAAAUUAUUAAAAUCUUUUGACCUCUCUAGAGGCCAUAUUUUUCAAUGGAUCUUCAUGAAAAUUGAUCUGAAUGUUUAUCUUGAUGAUAUCUAGGUUAAGUUUCGAAACUGGGUCACGUGCGGUCAAAAACUAGGCCAGUAGGUAUAAAAAGAGAAAAACCUUGUGACCUCUCUAGAGGCCAUAUUUUUCAUGAGAUCUUCAUGAAAAUUAGUGAGAGUGUUCACCUUGAUGAUAUCUUGGUAAAAUUCAAAACAGGGUCACGUACCAUCGAAAACUAGGUCAAUAGGUCAAAUAAUAGAAAAACCUUGUGACCUCUCUAGAGACCAUAUUUUUCAAUGGAUCUUCUUGAAAAUUGGUCAGAAUUUUUAUCUUGAUAAUAUCUAGGUCAAGUUCAAAACUGGGUCACAUGAGCUCAAAAACUAGGUCACUAUGUCAAAUAAUAGAAAAAACGACGUGAUACUCAAAACUGGGUCAUGUGGGAAGAGGUGAGCGAUUCAGGACCAUCAUGGUCCUCUUGUUUUUGUUUAUGCUCAUUUUGCAUUUAUAUCAUCAAGAUAAAAUCUAUUGGCCUUAAGUCAUGACAUUUUAGAAAUACAUUAUCUAAAUAUGAAAAUAUUUCCAGGAACAAUAUCAACAUUGAGAUUUAUUUUGCACAUUUUGACAUAAUUUUCAAUUAAGUAUAUAUAGUUAAGAAAGAGCACCUGUAAUAGGCAAUAUUUAUCCUCGGUAAACAGUUUUCAGCAUUGCUGAAAAUAAAUGAGAUAAAUUAAAUUAAGUUGUCAAGGUCAAACUGCCAGAGAUACAUGGUCCUCUGUUCAAGACUGCUACAUCGCAAAUUCAUCGAGACCAAAUUAGAAUUACUAAGAGCAAAUUAAAGGUAGUGCUUAAAAGACUAAGAGCAAAUUAAAGGUAGUGCUUAAAAGACGCAUAAGUUUACUGUUAUUUUUCCAUUGAAUAACUAUGUAGACCUAUUGAAAAAUGUAAUAUGUAGUGUGUUUUCAUAGCUAAUUAGCAAAACAUCUUCUGUUUUCUCUAUACUUUAUGACAUGCCUUUAUUUGUGUUAUUAAUAGUACAAAGCCUUUUUGGCUAUAAACUUGAGGAAAUAUAUCAUUUAACAAUUUUAAACAUUUUAUGUACUGUAUUUUCCUCUCUAUAAGACUAUCCAUCUAUAAGACGGGGUCCUUACAUAAGGUCUGAUUUUUUAAGAAGAAAAACAUAGUCUUAUAGAUGAGUAAAAUACGAUACUUGACCACGUAAGUUGAUACCAUUUGUCAUAAUGUUUUUUUUCCCUGUUGUUGGGACUUCUUUGAAGUUAGAAGUUAUUAUUCAUAUCUCAUCUACUAAUUUCAGUUGCAUAUAAUGUUUGAACUAUUCAUAUAUACCAUACAGCAGAAACAGAUGUUACCAUUGUAGUUAUCAAACUUAAAACAUGCUUGAAAAGACAGAACAGAACGGUUUAAUUUCAUGCAACAUACAGGUGAUUUUAAUUAACUAACAACAGAUUACUGGCUAUUGAAGUAUUUUUAAUUGAUCAACAUCUAGUUAAAAGUAAGGUCUAGUUUUCUAUAUAUUUUUUUUCUCUCAAAAAUCACUGACAGAAAUUAUCUGUAUACUAAGCACAUUCUAAAAUUUAAGGAAAAAAUGAUUUUCUGCAUAGUCUGUUCAAUUCAGUUAAGUAUAAUUUUGUAGCACCUAUUUAUCAAUAAAAUAAUCCUUUAUAUUUAACAGGCAAAUUAAUGGAAAGGUAGGGAAAAUUACUUUUGUGUCAUGGAUCUAUAACCUUAAAGAUGUUUUUCACAAUUAUUUCUAGCGGACAGAAUUUUUUGUAACUUUGCAUAUUUAUAGAUUGAUGUAUGAAAAGUUAAAAUAAAAAAUAAAAAUGAUAGGUACCCGUGCUUCUUUUUUCAAUAUUUAAAGAUUAUUAAGAACACCAAAUCUGUAUUUUUGUCUGAAGAAACAAUACAUACAUGUCAUAAUAAAACUACUGCAAACAAUUAUUUAUUCAAAGUUUCACUCUGAUGUUACUGUUUAUGCAUCACAAUUGAUGAAAUCACUAUAACUAUGCAUAAAAUGUCAACAUAUAGAUAUACUAACUCAGAAAAAUUACUCUUGACAGAUGUCGAAAGUAUCUGAAACUGAGAAAAACACGAAGUAUUUCUUAAUGAUAUGAAAAAUUUAGCGGACAGAAUUUUACCAAAUUUUAAAUUAUGUAAGCUAGAACUAAGACAAAAAAAUCUAAACCAAAAAAAUAAUAUCAACCCGUGCUUGUUUUCAAGAAAAAUUAAAAAAUAUUCACUCCACCCACAAAAGUAUUUUUUCAUUACCCCACCCACCUAAACAUAUGAACAUUUUUUCUUACAAAACAAAUUGCACAAUGUUGUUAUCAGUUUCUUAACCAAUUUUCUUACUCACAUGCGGAAUAAUGCUCCUUUAAGGUUGCAUGCCUCUAGGUCAAAUACUUUUUGCCAAUUACGUAUAUAUUUGACCACGUCAAGGGACAUAAAUCUGUUUUUACUGAGUGAAACCUCAAAUAAAAGCACUUGUGCACAACUUCGCAUGCUGAAUUUAAUUCUUGUGUGGUUUCAUGACUCUUGGCGCAUAUACUUUUGAGGUACAUGCGACACAAAUGUUUAGACCCUUUAUGUACAAUUUGACUGUCAAGGGCCAUAACUCUGGUCUUACUACUUGAAAUGCGGGAUGGGGCACAAAAAGUAUAACAACAUUUUUAGGAAGUCACAUUUGAACUUGAAGGAGUUAGAUCUACCUUAAGAUUUUCUUGAAUUUUAUUUGACUUGGAGUCGGCUGCAUCAUUACUGGACAAAAUAGUUCACUUUCAAAUUGGCUGUCCACAAUGUAUUCGAUUCGAGCACUUCCUACGACUACUCCUCCGAUAAAACACCAUCUCUUUAAAAGGUAUUUUUAAAAUAUGGAUGCACGACCUAUAUUGUCAGUACAUACGAUAUUUUUUGCGCGAGUGCGCUGCAUAUCCGACAAUUAUGCACCUUCGGCGGCGAAUCCUGGACUUUACAGCGGUUAUCGCUUGCUGCGCGAUUUAGCUGCGCACAAAAUAUUGUGAUGAACUCCUUUAAAUCAGCAAUUAAUAUUUUGUUACAUGUAUUACUUAUAGUUAUGUUAUGGUUUAUUUAACUGUUUAUAAUAAAAUGAACAAUUGCAUUAAUAUUUUUAAAUGGAGUUUUAUACACAUUUAAACCUCUGUCAUUUUUAUAUGAUAAAAAAUCCUUAUUUCAUGAUUUAUGUCACCAUGUUUGUGUAUAACAGAUUGUAUAUUUUUGUCUUAUUAAUAAAGGACCUAUGUUUUUA